GUGAUGGACAAUGAGUCAACAGGUGAGGCGCCCCACGUAGGUCCUCCAGUGCAUGUCUCCCCCCGGCUCCUCGACCAAUAGGAAUCGAGCGUUGUGGAGAGUGCCCGUGGCAGCCUCGCGGUACAAGAAGCGGAGAGAGAAAGGCGGCCAGCACGAUUCCGCUGACUUUAAAGGAGGGAGCUGUCACGUUGUAAUGGACGCAAACAAAGGUAAAGGAGAUCAAGGCAUCCAGAGUUCGGAGGGACAGGGUCCGGACAGCUUUCACAACAUGGAAAGCCUGCUUCCUAAAGCAGUGAAGAGGCGAGUUCAUGCACUGAAGAGGCUACAGGUUCAGUGUGCCAACAUAGAAGCCAAGUUUUAUGAGGAGGUCCAUGAACUAGAGCGGAAGUACGCUGUUCUUUACCAGCCUCUCUAUGACAAGAGGAGAGACGUUAUCACGGGAACGGUGGAGCCCACAGAUGAAGAAUGUGAGUGGCAGAGCGACCGAGAGGAGGAGGAAGACCUAGCGGAGCAACUGAAAAAGAAGGCUGCGGUUGAGGACAAGAAGGAAGACCCUACCCCAGAGGAAGACCCCAAAGGCAUCCCUGAGUUCUGGCUCACCAUCUUCAAGGGAGUAGACAUGCUCAGCGACAUGCUUGAGGAACAUGAUGAGCCCAUCCUUAAGCACCUGAAAGACAUCCAGGUCAAGUAUUCUGAGCCUGGGCAGCCAAUGAGUUUCACGUUAGAGUUCCACUUUGAGUCCAACCCCUUCUUCAACAGCACUGUCCUCACUAAGGUGUACAGGAUGAAGUCUGAACCCGAGAGCUCAGAGCCCUUCUCCUUCGAGGGUCCUGAGAUCAUUGACUGUGAAGGCUGUCCGAUAGACUGGCAGAAGGGGAAGGACGUGACGGUGAAAACCAUCAAGAAGAAACAGAAGCACAAAGGCCGCGGCACGGUGCGCACCGUCACCAAGCAGGUCCCCAACGACUCCUUCUUCAACUUCUUCAACCCCAUCAAAGUCGCACCAGAUGGAGAGUUGGACGAGGACUCUGAGCUCACCCUAGCCACCGACUUUGAAAUCGGGCAUUUCUUCCGUGAGCGGAUUGUUCCCCGGGCCGUGCUGUACUUCACCGGGGAGGGUCUGGAAGACGACGACAGCUUUGACGAUGAGGAGGAGAUGGAGGAAGGCGACGAAGAGGAGCAGGAUGAUGACGAUGAUGAUGAGGAUGAAGGAGAGGUGGACACCAAGGCAUAAUCAAAUCAUUUUCACUGCAUGCAUUCCUACUAGAAAGCUGAAGCCCAGCCUGCCGAAUGCAAGCAGCAGUAAGCGGUGAGACCAGCUGGUGUCGGAUUACGGCGGAGAUCUUCUCACAUUUCUUUCAGGUUCUCAAUAAAUUGAAGGCCCCUCCCCUCUACCGUUUGCAGGCUCCGCCCAUUUCCGAUCUCUCGUCUGAACGCAAUAGAACGCAACCAAACAGUGUUUUUACGAUGUGCAUGACUUUUUAUUUAGAUUUUGUUUAUCUUCAGUUUUUUCCUCUCCAUACCACCUUCUUAAAAACACCAAACUACUAUUUUUGAAUUGUAGACGGGUGGUUUUGAGUUAUUGUUGAACAAAGUAUAAUCACUUGUAUUCUAAAGGAGGCGUCCACGUCACCACCAGGGGAAAGGAUCAGCCCCCAACUUAGGUUUUCAUUUUUUGGUGGGGGGGGGGGGGAGAAUCAAUGACUCAGGGUUUUUUAAUACCAAUAAGAUGGUUUACCAGAACACUGCUGAACAGGAAUGGUUUCACUGGGGUGGGGUGGCUGCCAGGUUUCAUCCUAGGUUUGCUCAUUAUAAGACAAAAUCUGAAAUGUUUUCUUUUUUCUUUUUUUUAUGUUCAUUGUCAUGUCGUUGGACUAUUUAUUUUGGUUUCACCUGGCUGUAUGACUUGCAUCAUGGGAAAUUGUAAUAUUCCCAUCCCAAGUUAAAGGCCUGUUCUCAUUGGCUCAAAUUUCUCUUCGGCUUUGCGUAUACUGCCAAAUUGCGUCAUUUUAAAACAUAAACGUGUUUCCAUGGUUACUAAUGUAGUUAUGUAAUGUACAACUAGUUUGACUAAAGCAUAAAAGCGCUUAACAGGCUGUUUUUGCUUGAUGAACGUUAGUUAUUCCCGUUGACACAGCCUGUAUAAAAAACAUUUCCAACUAGUGUUCUUGGACCCACGAGCUGUCUGUUGUAGGGACGCUAUCUUGGCACUCUUAUCUGGGACAACAUGUCAAAAUAAUUUGUUGCGAUAGGUGGUCUUGACUAACACUUGACUUUGAUCCCCAUUUCGUACCGCCCUGAACCAUAGCCUCUUCCGUUUGUUUUAAUGGAAGGUAUAUACAACAAGAACAACAGACUGCCAAGUUGGGACUGAUGCUUUUGAACCCUGUAGUGUUCCCCCCCCUCCCAAAAUACAAUUAUUAAGGUUAACAAGAAGCCAAAAAACACCUUAACAUGAUUUGUACCAAUUGUUCUGCCAAUUAUUUUUACUGACCAUAUAAAUGUACUUCACUAUUUGACAUUUUGUUAACAAAAUCAUAUUUUCCUUUUUAGUUUAAGAUUCAACGGACUGUCUAGGGAUGCAUUGUAAGAGGUUGCCAAUGAGUUUAGUUCUGCACCCUGGUGUUUCUCUUGGUAUUGUGGAUGCAGGGCCAUAAUGAUAUGAUGGUGUGAUGCUGCGUUCUCCGCUAAAACAGAAUCAGAAUAAAAAGCUUGUAGAUCUGGACGAUCUCCGGCUCCCUGCGGGCCGUGUACUAGCAAUGGCCUUAUCUGGUUCUUCGCAAUUUGUUACUUGCGCAAUAUUUCUUUUCAAUUUGUACAAAAUGAGUUAAGAUAUUCUAUUAAAGUUGUGCGACAUAAACAAA
Gadus macrocephalus (Pacific cod) is the source of this 2864-nucleotide messenger RNA. RefSeq names its product nucleosome assembly protein 1-like 4a (gene nap1l4a). The record is from RefSeq and is a predicted model, not a curated record. The coding region runs from base 53 to 1234 and encodes 393 amino acids. Gene Ontology annotation, molecular function: histone binding; chromatin binding. Lineage: Eukaryota; Metazoa; Chordata; Actinopteri; Gadiformes; Gadidae. Gene Ontology annotation, biological process: nucleosome assembly. Gene Ontology annotation, cellular component: chromatin; nucleus. The transcript is spliced from 15 exons.